This is a messenger RNA of Penicillium longicatenatum, 870 nucleotides long. RefSeq lists its product as uncharacterized. Lineage: Eukaryota; Fungi; Ascomycota; Eurotiomycetes; Eurotiales; Aspergillaceae. The transcript has 3 exons. Gene Ontology annotation, biological process: attachment of mitotic spindle microtubules to kinetochore; kinetochore assembly; protein localization to kinetochore. The record is from RefSeq and is a predicted model, not a curated record. Gene Ontology annotation, cellular component: kinetochore. The coding region runs from base 1 to 870 and encodes 289 amino acids.
AUGACAGAUAACGUAUCAGAAGCAUUGGCAGUUCUGCAGCAGCUCCAACAGGAGCAAGGCGAUUUGAAGCAGCACCUCAGUAUCAUCCGGAUCGCAGAACCCAUCUCGGACGUCGGCGACGCGACCUUCUCGCCUUCAAAGCGAGGAUCAGACGUCUCAUUGUCAAACCUGAAUGAUCCAACCCCUGCCUCGCUCGAGGCUGACUUGACACACUACAAGGAGCUUUUCUCCAAAUUGCGAUUCUCCUAUCUCGAGCAAGUCACCAAAGAAAAGUUUCUCCGAGCGAUCGUAGGCGAUCCACCCCUCGUAGUGGGUCACAAUGAAAAUGUGGAGUUAGAGACACAACUGGCGGAGGUGAAGGCAGAGCUCAAGGCACGGAAAGAAGAAGCCCGCAUGAUGAUCGAAGAGAUGGAGAAAAUGAGCCGUGACCUGGCCAGCCGCUACAAGAACGUCAAAGUCCAAGAAGCGCAGCUCGCAAGUCUGCCGGAGUCAAUUGAGAACCUAGAGGGCACUAUUGCGGGCCUUCGCGCAAAGCAAGUCGCCAAUAUGGAUACGUCGGAUCCUCGAUCGUCUCAAAAUCUGCCUCUCCCUGCCACUAUGGAAUUACUCUCGGACCGCGAAGCAGAAUUAGCUGCGCUUAAUCGCCAGAUUGCUGCGGUCCAGAACUCCUUGCCUCGUAAGACUCGGGAAGCUGAGGCGAUUGAGAGGGAGUGUACGAUGCUCGAGCGGCGGAAGAUCGAAGCCGUUGCACAGGCACGCGAAGCGAGACGGAAGAAGCAGGAGGGUGAGACUGACGGCACUGAAGAAAUGGGUCGGUGGUACCGCAGUGCAGAGGAGACAUUGAAGGAGAUGGUUGGUGUGGAGGGAUGA